AUGUCAACGGCCACUUCAACAGGCUCGGCAGCCAUGGCCAGCUCCACCGGAAUGGACAUGAGCGGAAUGGACAUGGGAAAUAGCUGCAAAAUCUCGAUGCUCUGGAACUGGUACACAGUCGACGCAUGCUUCCUCGCUGAAUCAUGGCACAUAAAAUCGCGCGGCAUGUUUGCCGGCUCAUGCAUUGGAGUGAUCUGCCUCGUACUGAGCCUUGAGCUCCUCCGCCGUCUGGGCCGAGAAUACGACUCAUUCAUAGUGCGUCGAGCCCGUCUUCGAAGACUCUACAUGUCGGGCUCUUCCACCGCUCAAUCCAUCUCCCAUGUUCCCCUGCGAAGCGAAGAAGGAGACACUACCAAGCCAGCCAACUGCUGCGGCGGCAACGCAGAGCCCGACUUUAGUGCAGACGACGACCUCAUCACUCCUCUGCCGAGUUCUCCCCAGAACGGCGCUUCGAAGAAGCAGGCUUCUGUAUCUGCUGCUGCUGCGCCCGCUAAUGCCCUGCGGGAUGUCGGCGUCCAGCGCAUCGAGAGACAGGAAGCUAUGCUUGCCCCGUAUCGUCCGUCGAUUGUUGAACAUUCUGUGCGCUCUCUGCUACAUAUGGCGCAGUUUGCUGUUGCGUAUAUCAUCAUGCUGCUUGCCAUGUACUUCAAUGGAUACAUCAUCAUCUGUAUCUUUAUUGGUGCUUUCUUGGGCGCGUUUAUCUUCUCCUGGGAGCCGGUGAACUUGACUCAGGAGUUCGAUGCUACGUCUGUCACUAAGUGCUGCGGUUAA
Messenger RNA from Penicillium samsonianum, 771 nucleotides. RefSeq names its product high-affinity Cu transporter CTR3. Gene Ontology annotation, molecular function: copper ion transmembrane transporter activity. NCBI's taxonomy places the organism in Eukaryota, Fungi, Ascomycota, Eurotiomycetes, Eurotiales, Aspergillaceae. Gene Ontology annotation, biological process: copper ion transmembrane transport. The record is from RefSeq and is a predicted model, not a curated record. Bases 1 to 771 code for a protein of 256 amino acids. Gene Ontology annotation, cellular component: membrane. The transcript has 4 exons.